CCCUCCGUCCCCGGCCGGGAAUAUGCCACCAAAACAAGAAUUGGUAUCCGGCGUGGGAAAACCGGACAAGAACUCAAGGAAGCAGCAUUGGAACCGUCAAUGGAAAAAAUAUUUAAAAUUGAUCAGAUGGGAAGAUGGUUUAUUGCUGGAGGGGCUGCUGUUGGCCUUGGUGCAUUGUGCUACUAUGGCUUGGGAAUGUCUAAUGAGAUUGGAGCAAUUGAAAAGGCUGUAAUUUGGCCUCAGUAUGUGAAGGAUAGAAUUCAUUCUACCUACAUGUACUUAGCAGGAAGCAUUGGUUUAACAGCCUUGUCAGCCAUGGCAGUGAGCAGAACUCCUGUUCUCAUGAACUUCAUGAUGAGAGGCUCUUGGGUGACAAUUGGUGCAACCUUUGCAGCCAUGAUUGGAGCUGGAAUGCUGGUACAAUCAAUACCUUAUGACCGGAGCCCAGGCCCAAAGCAUCUUGCUUGGUUACUGCAUUCUGGUGUGAUGGGCGCAGUGGUGGCUCCUUUGACGAUAUUAGGAGGGCCUCUUCUCAUCAGAGCUGCAUGGUACACGGCAGGUGUCGUAGGUGGCCUCUCCACUGUGGCCAUGUGUGCACCCAGUGAGAAGUUUCUGAACAUGGGAGCACCCCUGGGAGUGGGCCUGGGCCUCGUCUUUGUGUCUUCACUGGGAUCUAUGUUUCUUCCACCUACCACUGUGGCUGGUGCCACUCUGUACUCGGUGGCAGUUUAUGGUGGAUUAGCUCUUUUCAGCAUGUUCCUUCUGUAUGACACGCAGAAAGUCAUCAAGCGUGCAGAAAUAGUGCCAGUGUAUGGAGUUCAAAAAUAUGAUCCCAUCAACUCGAUGCUGGGAAUCUACAUGGAUACAUUAAAUAUAUUUAUGCGAGUUGCCACUAUUCUAGCAACUGGAAACAGCAGAAAGAAGUGAAGUGACUCUGCUUCUGACAUCAUUAAUGCGUCAGAUUCCUGGCUUGUCUAGUAGGGCAGGUAUUCAUUAAGUGAUUUGUUGAAGCAGCUUUUGUUGAAGUUUAGAAGAUAAGAACUUGUCAUCAUGCUUGAAAUGUCCCAGUAAUGUGAUCCUUCAGGUCUGCCUUUUCUUCUAGAGAAUAAAUUCAGUAGUUCUCUGCCAGAUAAGC
Molecule: messenger RNA, 1135 nt
Organism: Myotis davidii
Lineage: Eukaryota; Metazoa; Chordata; Mammalia; Chiroptera; Vespertilionidae
Gene: GHITM
Product: growth hormone inducible transmembrane protein
Exons: 8
Cellular component (GO): mitochondrial inner membrane
Source: RefSeq, a predicted model, not a curated record